This is a messenger RNA of Verruconis gallopava, 189 nucleotides long. RefSeq lists its product as uncharacterized. The transcript has a single exon. The coding region runs from base 1 to 189 and encodes 62 amino acids. The record is from RefSeq and is a predicted model, not a curated record. Lineage: Eukaryota; Fungi; Ascomycota; Dothideomycetes; Venturiales; Sympoventuriaceae.
AUGGCAGCUAAUACGCCGGGGUGUUUCAAUGGCUGCAACGGCAACGGCAAGGCGACUGAGCGGACCAGAUACGAGGGAGACGAGGACGAGACACGGACGGGCGGAGUGAGAAGCGAGGCGUCGGCGUCGACGUGGGUUGAGACUGAGGAUGAGGGAAGCUGGGACGAGAACCAGAUUGGUAGGGUUUGA